Molecule: messenger RNA, 1515 nt
Organism: Clonostachys solani
Lineage: Eukaryota; Fungi; Ascomycota; Sordariomycetes; Hypocreales; Bionectriaceae
Source: the annotation of a GenBank genome assembly
AUGUCCAACAAAGGGAAAUCGGAAGAUGUGCGGCCAGCAUCUUCCACCGCGGGAGAGGUCGAUGUAUUGAAACCUGAAAUCCCCGAAGAGAAGCUCGCAAAGCGGUACAGCCCGCUCUCUGUCAUCGCUUUCGCCUUCACAACGACCAACUCCUGGGUUGCCUUCUCCUCUACUCUAGCCGCCCCCCUGAUCUGCGGCGGCAGCCCAACACUCAUCUACGGUCUUAUCGCCGGCGGCAUCAUCAUGUCAAUAAUUGGUAUCGGGUUUGCAGAGUUGGCCUCGGCUUUCCCCUCGGCCGGCGGCCAGUACCAUAUUGUCUACAUGGUGUUCCCUCCUAGCCUACGACGCGGCGCAGCAUUCUUCGCUGGUUGGCUAUCCAUCAUCUACAUUGCAGCAGCUCUCGCUUCCUGUAACAUAUUUGUCUCCAACUCUAUCAUGUAUCUGGUGUCGACUUGGGAGUCUAGCUACGAGAUACAAGCGUGGCACACUUACCUACUUCACAUCGCAUUGUGCGUCGUCGCCUUCCUCGCCACAUCUCGCUUCCCCGGGGCCAUCGGGCGUAUUGGCAUUGCUGUCUUUUGGCUAUCACUCAUAGGUUUCGUUGCCUCCAUGGUGGCAAUUCUUACUGUGAGCAAGACGAAGCAACCUUCCUCAUUCGUUUUCAAAGACUUUCAAAACGUUAGCGGGUGGAGCGAUGGCUGGUCUGUUGUUCUUGGCAUCACCGGCUGUUUAUGGGCCUACAGCGGUGUCGAUGCGGCCACUCAUGUGGCAGAAGAGGUUAAGAACCCCAGCCGAACAGUCCCAAUCGCCAUCUUCUUGAGUCUCGGGCUGGGUAUCAUUACAGUAGUUGCCUGGAAUAUCGCCAUUAUGUUUUCGAUUACGGAUCUCGACGCUCUCAUUUCGUCAGAAGUUGCUGUCCUCGAGGUGUACAGCCAGGCACUCAACAACAAGGCCGCGGUGACCAUUUUCGGGGUCUACUACAUUGUCAUGUUUUACACAAUUGUGCUCAAUCUUUUCAUCUUCGGCGGAAGAACCCUCUGGUCUCUUUCACGAGAUGGGGGCGUACCGUACUCCAAAUAUUUCGUCCAUCUCCAGUGGGCCAGUCCCGUGCGGGCGACCUUCGUCAUGCUCGUCUUGGAGAUUGUCCUUGGAGUUCUAUAUGUAGCCUCCACCACGGCCUACAACAGUUUCGUGAACCUCACACUGUUUGCCCUCAACAUUACAGUCGCCAUGCCCCAGGCUUGUCUUCUAUUCUGUGGGCGUGGAUGCCUCCCGGAGAGGGCCUUUUCACUGGGCAAGUUUGGAUAUGCUAUCAACGCCCUGGCAACUCUUUCUGUCAUCUUCUUCUCCAUCACCUUCUCCUUUCCGCCAGAGAUGCCUGUUACCGGAUCAUCGAUGAAUUACCUCAUCGUUGUCAUGGCUGUUGGGGUUGUGUUCAUUGCCGCGAUCUGGUGGGGGGGACUUCGUAAAACAUUCACAGGUCCUCUUGGCGGCCAAAUGCAUGGAUUUCACUGA